AUGCCUUUUUCCAUUGUUAAUGUUACUUUUAAUGAAUAUUAUUCAGAUAUUCCACAAGAAUUGAUUGAAAAUAUGUUAAAAAACGCUGAAUGCAAUUUACCUGGUAAAUUAGAAUUAAAGCUAGAACCAAAUAGAAAAUUAAUUCAAAAAGGACCAUAUAUUCUUCCUCCUAUUAGAUGGGUUAAUAGUUUUGAAAGAAAUGCUGAAUUUGAUAUAACAUGUGAUGUAAAAUAA
Molecule: messenger RNA, 234 nt
Organism: Saccharomycopsis crataegensis
Lineage: Eukaryota; Fungi; Ascomycota; Saccharomycetes; Ascoideales; Saccharomycopsidaceae
Exons: 1
Coding region: 1-234 (77 amino acids)
Source: RefSeq, a predicted model, not a curated record